ACGUUUUCUUAGCGCGGGAAAGAUAGAUGUAGACAACUACAGAAGUGAACUACUGGGAAAGGCGAGACACACACCCCACGAAAGUCAGUUUCGAGACGUUUUUUUCGCAUAGUUUGUCAUUUUAUGUGGCUAAUAUCCUUCGAAGUGGUAUGGAUACAGAACGGAGUACUGACAUUUGUGGCAAUGUCCCGGAUGUAACAUUGUCAACACCAAAGGGGAAGGACUUCUCGACAGCUAAAGGGGCUCAUAAAAGGACCCCAUACUCAGGAUACAAAAAAGUCCAUUCCAGCUUCAAAUCACCUGUCCAGACCUCCAGUACUGGCCCUGCCAAGCCUGAAGAGGAGAUAGAGGAACUGAAGAAGAGACGGGCAAAGUUAGACUCAGAGAUUACACUGUUGGAGAAAGAUGGGAUCAGAGUUGAUGAGUUGGAGCAGCACAUUGACCUGCUACAUGAGUACAACGACAUCAAAGACAUCGGACAGUCACUAGUAGGCAGGAUAGCUGCCCUGAGAGGAGUGACCACACGAGACCUGUACAGCCAAUUUGGGCUUGAGCUGGACGACUGACUGGACAACUGAGGGAGAGAGAGUGGGUGCCCAUCCUACGCUCUGCCCCCUCCAGAACAAGAAGGGGGGAAAAAUAAAGUUAUAAAGCUAGGUGCGUUCAGCUCAUUGAACAUUUUGCUAAGUUGCGUGACAGUUUGUACUGACCAACACGUUUCCCCCAAAAGGUGCACAUCGUUCUUCAACAGUAUUUUCUUUGGUGGGUGUUUGGCAAGGUAUGGCCUAAUCUAUAUGGGUAUAACCAUUUGAAAUCGCAAAACUCGUGUAGGCAGCACACCAUACACAAUCGCCCUCUGGGCCAACAACAAAACAUUCUUAAAGUGGAAAUUCAGAACAGUACAGAGUCUGUUGAAUUAAACAUUGCACAUCGAUCUCUCCUACUGAACAUCCCCCUGGAUUAGCAUAUGGCCUAUGAAUGUACAGCAUAUGAAUGAAGGACUCAAUAUGAGGAAGUUAAGAGGCUUGUGGCUUGACUGAUGCAUUGGCAGUAGUCUAUAGCUAGGACCCAGAGUUUUUCCCGGUCAGGUCAAACUAGGACAAACUCUAGUCAGGGUUAAAAUAUGUACAAUAUGUCUAUUUGAAUAUGCAAAUUAAUGUGUUAUGUGCAUGUAGAGAUUUACACUGGCGUUUUAUGAGGCACCUGCACCUGCUUUAUGUCAGACUGACAGGGUCUUGAGAAAGUGUUGACAGAGAACUAAGAGAAUGGAUUAAUCUUAACUUCAAAACUGAGUCUACUUGCUCUCCUACAUUGCACUCAUAUAAGAGGGUAAUGCAUUUAAUUCCUUUAAGUAUAGUAUGUGUGCAUACUCUGCUUCGGAAGUACAAGGGAAAACUGAUUUUCAAACUAUUUCUGCUCUAUUUCCAAAUGUAGUGCUGGCAAGUUUAUUAGUAAAACAAAUGUUUUACUUCAUAAAUGUAUUAUAUUUGCAAAUUAAGUUCUGGCAAGUUCAAAGUUCCAAUAAAAUACAAAU
Molecule: messenger RNA, 1534 nt
Organism: Coregonus clupeaformis (lake whitefish)
Lineage: Eukaryota; Metazoa; Chordata; Actinopteri; Salmoniformes; Salmonidae
Gene: swi5
Product: SWI5 homologous recombination repair protein
Exons: 5
Coding region: 150-566 (138 amino acids)
Biological process (GO): double-strand break repair via homologous recombination
Cellular component (GO): Swi5-Sfr1 complex; Swi5-Swi2 complex
Source: RefSeq, a predicted model, not a curated record